Tigriopus californicus is the source of this 1413-nucleotide messenger RNA. Its product is annotated as zinc finger protein 425-like. The coding region runs from base 1 to 1413 and encodes 470 amino acids. The transcript has a single exon. Gene Ontology annotation, cellular component: chromosome. Gene Ontology annotation, molecular function: chromatin insulator sequence binding. Gene Ontology annotation, biological process: regulation of transcription by RNA polymerase II. The record is from RefSeq and is a predicted model, not a curated record. Lineage: Eukaryota; Metazoa; Arthropoda; Copepoda; Harpacticoida; Harpacticidae.
AUGUUCGUAGAACCACAGUUUCUAAAAGAACAUCUCCAUCGUCAUGGAGCGGAAAAGCUUCAAAAAACGCGAGACUACUAUUGCACUUUUUGCCCGGUGACGUGCACCUCCGAAGCGCAUUUGCAACGCCACGUGGAUCGGGAGCACGCUAGUACGGAGAUGGAUAUGAAUUUUACCCUCCAUGAAAACUGCCUGAGUUGUGAGGCCAUGUAUAAAUCGUAUUUGCAAAAUAAGGCGACACUUUCAAUUCCCGACGAAGAAUUGGCAUUUAAGUGUCCACAUUGUUGUACGAUCUUGUUUGCACACCAGAAACACGCCCCGCGAUAUCUAAAGAAUCACGUGAACAAGUUCCAUUGGGACGAGAGUGUGAACGAUUUCACCCUGAAGGGACUAAGCCCUGAGGAGUACAAGGUUCGGUCCCGAGUUGAUCCCGACUUAUUCACGUGCGACUUUUGUGGCGUCAAAAGCGACUCCAGAGAAGAUCACAACGAGCAUUUGGCCCUUUGCCCUGCGAAUACGUCCACCUCCAAGCCUGGUUACAUGUGCGAUACUUGCGGUCUAAUCGCCGGAACCGCCAGACUGCUCAAACACCAUCUGAAUACGUCCCACAAUAAACCCAAGGAAGAGAAAGUCCUUAAAGUCAUAGGUCGGAAAUCGAAAACUCAAACCAAAGCGGCAUCAGAUGGUGGCGAAUGGUUAGAGGAAUCUUCUUCUGAGACAUCAGCUCAAGGCAAGCGCAAACGAGGACGACCUCCCAAGAACAAAAAUCUUCAAUCCCAACGCCAAGGAACGGGUGGUUCGAGGGUGUCCAAAAAGUCUACAAACCCGCUUAGAGUGGAGUGUGAAGAGUGUCCCAUGGAUUUCAAGCGUGAAGAGGACAUGCUGGCUCAUUCGGUGAUCCAUAAGGGUAAGAUCAUGUGCCCCAUUCACAACAUCAUGUUCAAACUGGAAGCCGAGGUGUUUCAGCACGUGAACCAGGCGGAUCCGAAAGACAAGUUCGCCAAAUUGGUGUGUUGCAUGUGUGGAGAUAGUUUUAAACACAUGUGUAUCUACAUGAAACACCUUCGGCGACAUCUGAACAUCUCCCCCUAUGAUUGCCCUUUGUGUGGCAAAGGCUUUCGCGUGUAUGACACUCUUCAAAGUCACUUGGCCCGAGUGCACGGCCAGGGAAAUGAAGAUAAAAGCACCAGAUGGUUUCAUUGUGAUCAGUGCUCAAAGUCAUUCCUCACCAGAGGCCACCUUAGGGAACACAUCUUGGGCAUGCACGAUAAAUCCGAGAUGUUCUAUUGUCCAGCAUGUAGCAAGACCUUUCAAACCAAGAAACGUGUUCAAAGACACAUUUAUGUGGCUCACAAAGACAUCAAGGAACAAUACACCACCCAUAGAAAACUGGAGGUGUUUGAUACGCAAUAG